Pomacea canaliculata is the source of this 7675-nucleotide messenger RNA. Its product is annotated as guanylate cyclase soluble subunit alpha-2-like. Lineage: Eukaryota; Metazoa; Mollusca; Gastropoda; Architaenioglossa; Ampullariidae. The record is from RefSeq and is a predicted model, not a curated record. Gene Ontology annotation, biological process: response to oxygen levels; cGMP biosynthetic process. Gene Ontology annotation, molecular function: guanylate cyclase activity; heme binding. Gene Ontology annotation, cellular component: guanylate cyclase complex, soluble.
UGCCUGCAGUUGUGACCUGCGAGCUGCCGGGGUUUGCACACGCGUGUUCACGCUCAAUUAUUUUGUCGCGCGUUGCAAGGAUCGUCUCCGGAGGCCAUUCACCCCGCACUACCCCAGGCUCCCCACCCAGCCCACUUGAGACGCCGGACUCGAAGGAUGAGCUAAGCUCCGAACCUGUAGAAAUAUUUUUUUUUAGAGUCUGAAGGUUGUGGGAAGAGAGAGAGAGGGGAAGAAGAAAAAAAGUUCAGUGACUUUGAGCUGGGAUGCCAGCCAGCCCUGCUUCGCGAAAAGUCUCAGCCGCGUGGAGGAAAAAUGUAAAGUGAUUUAUUCGAGACAGAUUAUGACGGGAGAGUUGCUCACCCUGUUCGUCUACCCGGGAGGUAAGACCACAACUGAAGUCAAGGCCAGGGGACUGGUGGAUGAGGACUGUGGCGUGAUCCAAGUGGUUGUGAUUGUGAUGUGAACUACGUGAGUAGGUCGAGUUGUGCUGUGAUCUUCCCGCGCCGGGCAACGACAGCGGCGAGUUUUGCCGCGCGGUCGCAACCUCCCCAACUUUUCUCAACCAGCAUCGCAGACACCGACGUUACCUGAGUGUGAAGGUGGUGGUGGUGGUGGACAGGUGGGUUUGUGACCGGGCUUUUCUGGGUCUGUCGAAACCACAUGCGCAAAACUACUUGCUCACCCGACCUGCCACUGCCACGUGCUGCGAACCCACAGACAUCACUCACUACAGCUCUGUGUGUGUGUUUCUGGCCCCACACCAACCCCUUCGCAAAUCGUUCGGACUCGAGUGGGUAGUUUGCUGUGACGUGGGGUAUGUUACCCCAAAGGUGUGAUGUGUGGUUUAGGCAAUGACCAAGUUUUACGAUGUGCAAACUUGGCCGGCAGAUAGGACACUUCACAAGAUGCAAGAAGUUCGGCUCCUUUGAAGAUUUCGACCAAGGCGAGAGGCAAAUCGUUGUGUGGGGCAAUCACCGGAGAUAAACGAAAUCUGCAUUUCGACAUUUUCCUCCCUUUUUUCUCCAUUUUUUAUUGCAUCUGGUUAGAGAAUUCUUGCCAGUGACACGGCCGCAAUGUCUGACACCUGAUCGUCUCUGGAACCGUCGAGGCGUUGUUAACUGCCGUGAACGAGUGCGUUGGGCACCGGCUGCGAGGUUUCCGUGAAGUAACAACGAUCUUGUUCUGUCACGUGACUGCGAGUUUGGCACGCGGAGGACCCAGCAGCCAUCUACGAAUUCCAUGAUGCGGCUGUGGCAACCCUUCCUGUCUGAUAAUCCCGAGAAUGCCAAACUGAUAAUGAAGUGUUUAAUGACUCCAGAGGGGGGAAAGACGAUAAUGGGGAAAGAAGGACUUUUGUGACUUGAAUACUAGGGGCAGACAGGAGCAGGGGAAAAAAUAAUAAAGGUGUUUUAUUUGCUAUUUUUAGUUCCUGUCUGACAGCCACAGACCCAUGGAAAAGAUUUGAACGGGACAAUUCUGCAAAACGACUUAGAAGUUCACAGCAGUGGGUCGGUAAGACACCAUCCAUUGUGUGUUUGUAAUAAUGGCAGACAGCUGUUGUGCAGUGGAAUGUCGCUGGCUGCGAAUGAACAAGUCUGGGGCGAGGGAGGACUGCAGGGCGAGAUGAAUACAAAGGAGGAAGUGACGUCACUGGUGCUCCUGUACCACGGCAGCUGCGCUCGAUCGGUGACAAGUUGAGAUGUCGAACUCCAACCUGUGAUGAAGUCAGUUGAGACAGAACUCGGUGAAUACAAAAUGUCAGUUCAACCUUGAGUCCGCCAGGUGGUUCUUAUUACACCUGGUAACCGUGCCACAGUUCUACAGAGAUCCUUCAUCGCAUUGACUGAUCAACGGGAACAUUAAUAUAAAUUUCACGGUCUGCUCUUCUCUAAGUGUGGGAAACGAAUCGGACGGAGCAGAUCUUUAACACAUACACCCUCAACCCCCAGCACCAUUCUUCUCUCUGCAUUGUGUACAACGCAUUUGAAUAUUAGCGUGACCAACGUGGAUUAGAAGACAUUCUUGCCAACGUUUGCCAACAGUGCCUCUGCAAAAAUAUUCGACUGGUGAAAAAGGAGGGAACACCUUGGCGGUUGCCAGAGGGUGGUGAGCAGCACGCGACAGCGGGGAGAGAGAAGAAAGGGGGCGAGACGGAAGAAAGUAGGGCGAGUAGUUAGUCCACGCCUUGACAACUACCUCGGCGUCUGUGGAUACAGCUGAACUCCUGGCAAAGAACUAACACCCCCUUUCCCCUUCCCUCUCCCACCGCUGUAAGGUGUGCACGGGACGACGAGUGGUUCAAGUCUUAGCUCAGAGGAUGGGACAAGGUGUUGUGCUAGGGGGCGCUAUCUUGCUUUCAUCGUCGUCGAUGUGACGUUGCUGUUCCGCCGAGCAUUGAUUGUCGUCUACUGCAUGACGUGGAUACCUGAACACCCCGCCCCACUCUUCUUGUCCCCACCCUCCCCUAACCCGACCACUUCACCCGCGCUGUACCUCCACCCCGUGUACCCGUCUAGCAAAAGCCUCGAUGUUUGAAAGAGAGCUUACAAGCAGCGCUGACCUGGUGACAAACGGAACCGUUGAAAUAAACUGCUAGCCUUUGACAUCACGGCCUUCAAGUAGAGUGGACUUGUUUCAAUGUUGAUAGGUUUUUAUUUCGGCUUUUAAUUCACACGCCACCUCACCAGCCCUCACCUAUCCACCCCUCACCACCACCGUCACCACCACCAGCCCUUCCAGUGAUCGAUGACCACCAGGUGCCAUCGUGUGGUUAGCACCAGAACGAACGAGCAGACUGCCCAACGACAGAGAGGAAAUAGAAAAGAUCGUGUUCACUGAUCAGCUGUUUCGGUUUCGGGGGCUGUGGCGCUACCUGGCCGAACGGGUUUUGUCAGAUCCGCUGGCGGCGAGAGCGAGAAAGGGGAGACGACUCGUGACCUGUUACUAAGGCAUCGCUGGAAGAGUUACUGUGGGCGGCCUCACCUUGUCACGGCUCGGAGGGAGACACGCAAGCACCAGCACGGAUACGGAUGUGGGAUGCCAGGAUGGCGAAGUCCACCACCUGAGAGCGCCACCUUCCAGAUACCAAGCCUGUCUUCGCGGCAGGGUCCUCCGGGUACGCACGCGAGUUUUCGAUUGACAGCUCGUCUCUUGGAGUGCAUGUUGUAGUCAAGAGGUAGAGCCAACAAAGACAAGCAGAGAAAGCAUCAGCUUUGUGUUUCUACGUGUGUGGAACGAGAACAGGUCAGCUGUCAGCCUGAUGGCAGUGUGCAGCUGCGAUCAUCGCAAGAGUGUGGAAUAUGUGGAUCUGUGGAUAACACGCUCUCUUGCUUCAUCGUCGUGGUUCGUCCAGAAUUUGUGCCUCAGAUCUUUUUUUUUAUUUCUUGUCAUACAUUUUGUAAGAGGAUCGGUUCUUAGACAUGAACAACGUAUAUUAAAGACUCUCCAUUUCCAUCUUUGAAAGUUCUUCUGAUACAAACGUACGUAUGAUGCUGCUAACAAGAACUGACCUCUGACCAAUUUUCAAAGGAAACAUUAGCUCAAAAACAAGAAAGACAACCAAUUAGAAACCUCUUCAGUCAGCCAAGAUGAGUUGCCCUUUUAAAGUAAUGAAGGAAGAGGUGGCAGCACUCCGCAGCGGCAAAGCGGAGACGAACGCGACAUCCAACGGGUCACCAGAACGACUCGAGAGAGAUAACUCUAACACCAGGAAGGUGAAAUUCUCUCCGGAUGUGCCGGUGCUGGACAAGAACGACAUCCGGAAGUUCGGAGCCUACCCGACAUGUUACACAGUGCUAGAGGACGGCCCGGUGUUGAAAGUGAGAGAGAGUGCGACCUCUGACCCCAGUAACUGCAGGUCAGGGGAAGGGUCACCGAGAACGCGAAAGACCAGCAACAUCUCCGUUGCAUCAUCUAUAGGGUCGGAGGGAGACUCUACGGAGCUGACAAGUGAACGGAAGGUUGAUCUUAAUUUUCUCAUUGAAGGAGUCGGAGCUCUCAUUAUACCACUGGGCCGUUUUGUUCGCCGAGCUGUUGCAAACGUGAUAAACACACACAACCACAACAUUCUGCCCUAUUUGAGAUCCAAGCACGCCGAGUUAUUCUCAGAGGAACCGACUGUCCCCGAGACAUGUGACCCUGUCCUGUGGCAAGACUUCAUCGGCGAGGAGAUGGUUGAAAUGGCGGAAGUGGCAGCGACCAAGUUAGGUUGGAAAACAGACAUUUUCUUGCGGAAGCUGGGUGUGGAGUACUUUAAAUUAUGCUGCGAGGAGUACGGCAAGGCUCUGCGCGUCCUCGGUAGCAACCUGAUGGAGUUCUUCUCCAACCUGGACGGUCUACACGAGCAAAUCAAAACCUGUCCGCGCUUCCAAAACCAAAACCCGCCUUCCUUCCGGUGCGACCUGGACAAAGCAAACAAACUCAAUCUUCAUUUCUACACCUUUCGUCGAGCGACCUUAACCUUCGUGGCCGGUACGGUGGAAGCCCUGGCCCUGGCGCUCUUCAACGUGGCAGUGACUUUGACCGUGUCGCCCAACAGGGACGUGACGUCACCCCACCAGUUGUUCUUCAUCACGCCCUGCAGCAACGGCAACGACCUGCACCACGUCCGCAGUCGGCUGUUCGCGGACCAGUGCCGCGCCUCGCCCAAGCCCACGGACUCCAAGAUGAGCGUCAGGACGUUCUGUGCCUCGUUUCCGUUCCACGUCAUCUUUGACCGCAACCUGCUGGUGACGCAGCUGGGCGCGGCGCUGGUCAAGAUGGUGACGGCAGAGCGGGUGGCUGCGGAGGGUGGCUUGCACCUGGGGGCUUUGUUCCAGGUGGUGCGGCCGAGGGUCAAGAUGAGCUUCUCGGCCUUGUUGUCGCGCCUCAACUCCAGCUUCACCUUGCGCGCCAGGACUUUCGUCAGCGGGGGAGAUGGCAAGAGCAACGGCCGGCUGGGUCAUCAGGAGAUGGAGCUCAAGGGACAGAUGAUCUACCUGCAGGAGGCGGACGCCAUGCUCUUUUUGGGAUCUCCCAGUGUAGAAAAGCUUGAGGAACUGAUUGGCAAAGGCAUCUACAUCUCGGACAUUCCGAUCCACGAUGCCACCAGGGACGUCAUUCUUGUCGGCGAACAGACAAAGGCUCAGGACGGCCUCAAGAGAAGGAUGGAGCUGUUAAAACAGAGCCUUCUUGAAGCGAGCCGGGCAGUGGAAGAAGAAAAAGCGAAGAACAUAGACCUUCUGCACGAGAUCUUUCCACCAUCCAUUGCCACUAAACUCUGGAGAGGUGAGAGUGUGGAACCUAAAAAGGUUGACGAUGUCACAAUGCUCUUCAGCGACAUCGUGGGCUUCACCGCCAUCUGCUCCACCGCUACACCCAUGCAGGUGGUCAACAUGCUGAGCUCCCUGUACACCAACUUCGACAAUUUCUGCGUCAUUCUUGAUGUAUAUAAGAUAGAAACCAUUGGAGACGCUUAUUGUGUGGCUGGCGGUCUACACCGGAAGUCCAACUACCAUGCGCAGCAGAUUGCGUGGAUGGCAAUGCGCAUGAUGUCAACAGCACGCAACGAGAAGUCACAUGACGGCAACGUGAUCAAGAUGCGCAUCGGAAUUCACACGGGACCAGUUCUGGCGGGUGUGGUGGGCAAGAUGAUGCCGCGCUACUGCCUCUUCGGCAACAACGUCACUCUGGCCAACAAGUUCGAAUCCGGAAGUGAGCCACUGCGCAUCCACAUCAGCCCCACCACCUACGAACUUCUAGAAGCAACCCCGGGUUUUCAGUACGAACCACGCUCCAGAGAGACUUUGCCGGCGGGGUUCCCCGAUAGUAUCAAAGGCAUAUCAUACUUUCUAGAGGGCUACCUACACCCUGGUGUGCCAGAAUCCCAGAGAGAUACCACGGACCAUAUCGCAAAGGCGAUCGAGUUCUACAAAAUUCACCAGACGGACAACAUAACGCAAAUAUUUCUGCUUAAAAUUUGUUGGAACAUUUAUGAACGCUAUGUUAGCCUGUUGUUACAACCUUGCCUAAACGAACAUAGAAAAAAAUAUUGUUCCUAUUUAUGAAGAGGAUAGUCUGCUUUACGACUGCACUUCAGUGUGAUGUUUAGAACGUCAAAGCUCUUUGUAUUUUUGAUUAACUUUUUUUUGGAGACGCCUGUUUAACCAUUUAUUUGUGGUAAAUACUAUAUUCUUUUUGUGGCUGUGAUUAUUAUCUCUUGUCUGUGAUUGUAUUAUUUGGUAUUUCACCAAGGUAAGCUGAAGGCAAGAUUCACGCGCCAUCUGAUGGCUUUCAAUCAGAGGCGUUUGACGCCGAUGUCAACAACCCAGGCUGUCUCACCUCGAGUCCCUGUGUUAUUUCUUUAUUAUUAUUAUUAUUUUGGUUACUUUUUUGCAACUGGCCUUUUCACGCAAGCCCAUUUUUGCACACACUUAACACAAAUAUGGCGAAUUCCAUGUUCAUUGUUCGAUACUGACGACUAUAUUCCCGGUUCUCUCUGCACAAUAAUAGCCCUGACCCGAAAAAAAUGAUUUUCAAGGAAAUCCUCGAAUUGUAAAUGCUAAAAAUAAAUUAAGAUGUAUGCAUACUAAUUAAUAAAAAAAAAAUAAAUAAAAGUUCAUCUAUCGCAAAGAACACUGCAUGGAAAACGAAUUUAAUUUCAAUAAUUCCAGUCAAAUGGAUAAUUAAUCGAAGAAAUAUUUUGCGGUGAAACAGAAGUGUGAUGAAACGGUUAUGAUGAGAAAUAUUUCGUGAAGUCCAGAAUGUGUAUCGACGCUUCUCUCUAUCUCUCGGGUGAUGUCUGCAAAAGUACAGUAGUAAAGCAAGAAAAGAAAAAGGGAUUUGCAAACAGCUGGUCGUGGAAAGUAACCACAAGUCCCCCACAACUCUUGUGAACAAUUGAACACUAUUCACGAUCGACUGAAGUCAUUAGUACAGCGGACCUAGCGGAGCUUCGACCCGCUAACCAUCGCCUUUGCCAGCCGGGUGCAGUCUACCCCUGGCAAUUAAACCAGUAAAACAGGGUCUGGCCUAGCCAUUGGCGAUCUGUUUGAAGCAUCCAGUGCUAGUAAUUAACGUGGGGGAGAUCAGUAAACCGUAAUUAGUUUGUGUCAAGGCGCCAUCUGGCGGAUACCAAUCACACUAUCCAAUCACUAGGCUGUUAUUCUUUAAUAGCGUGAAAAUCUUCGAUGCUUCCAGUCAUGGUAGAAUAAUAAUAAUCAGACUUCUGUCACUUUUCUUAGUAAUAAUUCGCCUUUUUUAAUUGUUUUAUUAAGAGGAAGCAAAAGUUGUUCAUCAUUCCUUAACAGUAUUAAAUUAUACCAUUUAGUCUUACGGUUAGUGCAUCUAAUCUUAGAAAACAGUGUUUUGGUAUAAAACUUUUCACAUCAACGCAUUGUCUUUGGGUUAUUUAUUUUUUCGGAAACGUGCGAGCAUGAAUAAUUUUUGCAUAUUCUUCUGUACUUAGUGUGUAGCUCUUCAGAAGUAGCCUGCAAAAACAAUGUUUAUCGUCUACCCGCCUGUGAUUAUCACUAAUUAAUUCGUUGCUAAUGGAAGACAAAUAGUUUUAAAAGCAUAGAGAAGUUUUUAUAUAUAUAUAUAAAAUCUAUUCAAGGAAAUCUCUGUAAUGUUUGCUAGUUUGCCAUACUGUAAAAUUCAAGUUCUUUAAAAUAAAGCAGCAGAAAUGUUUAUUGUAAAA